Molecule: messenger RNA, 955 nt
Organism: Diatraea saccharalis (sugarcane borer)
Lineage: Eukaryota; Metazoa; Arthropoda; Insecta; Lepidoptera; Crambidae
Source: the annotation of a GenBank genome assembly
GUCGCUUUGGUGUUUUGACGUCGUAGUAAUUUUUUGCGGCGCUAUUUGUAACGGUGUUUUUUGUUACACGAUAAGUUCUGUAAAAAUAUUGAAAUAUGUCUCUUGAUAUAUCUGCAAUAGGUGCUCAAAAAGUUAAAAGCGUUGCUAAUGGCGAGUCUAGAGAGUUGAAGAGCUUUUGGGAAGAGCAAAAUGUUGCUAUAAUCUUCUUUCGUCGAUGGGGGUGUACAUUGUGCAGGCUGUGGGCCAAAGAGCUAGGUGAAAUAGCUCCUGUUUUAGAAAAGCACAAUGUGAAGCUAGUAGGCGUUGGUGUGGAGGAGGUUGGCUCCAAGGAGUUUGUCGAUGGCAAUUACUUUGAUGGAGAUCUGUACUAUGUUGAGAAUCUAUCAACAUAUCAAUCUCUGGGAUUUAAGAGGUUCAAUGUGAUAACUAUCCUCACUUCACUCCUGUGGAAACAGUCUCGUGAGGCCUUAUCGAAGGGCAGAUCGAUGGCACUAGGUGGCGACUUGAAAGGUGAUUGGGUGCAGACGGGUGGAGCGUUGCUAGUAGAGAAAGGAGGUAAAGUGUUGACACACUUUGUACAGACUGGGCCUGGGGACCGUUUGCCUAAUCUGGAAAUUCUUAAGCACUUCGGCUUGGAAAAUGAAUAUAAAGCCGAGGUUACUGGGAAUAAGAAAUCGGAACCUAUUGAAGAAUCUGCCACAGAGGCGCAGCCCUAGGCGUUGGCUGAAGACUCUCGAGUAUCACUCCCUCGCACCGAUACACACUAUAUGGACGGAGAGAAGAUGUAAACACUCCAAAGUGUAGUCUAUUGCUGGCUUCAUGCACCAUGUCUCGUUUAUUUGUAAUUAUAGUCUGUUGGCAGAGAGCUGAUAAAAAAAAAAAGAGAAUAAGUCGGGGUUGCUUAGCUCAUUCCAAGUUGCGGCCCGCUAAUAUUAUUUUUACAGAUGAAUGAUAG